AGGUUUUGAUUCAGUGUUCAGUGAUCAAUUUUCUAGUAUUCACAGAUCAGAAAGUAUUGAAUUUUAUGUCGUCAAUGUCUAAAAGUAUAAUUAAUUAUUAAAUUUCUUAAAUUGUAGAUAUUUUUUGAUUAUUGCGUAUCAGAAUUUUUAACAUAAAUUUAGUGAUUUGGCGUCCUUAAUAUUUUAAAAUAUACAACCAUAUUUUUUUUACGUAUAAGGCGGCUAACGUGAACAGGAAAGUUAUUUACAAUGAACGAAGAAAUGGAAUUAGCGCAACCCCCUGCAAAAAGACAAAAAAUAGAAGACGAAGAUGGCAGUGCUGACGUUACUGAAAAUAUAGAUUUCACAGAAGAUGUUUCGACAAUCGAAGAAAAGUUUAAAGUAGAUAAUAAAUACGAAAAUUUUGUAACUCCCGAGGAAUUGGAGAAACUUAAAGAAUUCAAAGUGCUCGAUGAGGUGAAGUCUAAUGAUGGAGAUAGCAAUGCUGACGAUUCUGAUACAUCUGAAGGCAAGUCUGAAGAAUUGCCGGAGGAGGAAAUUGAGAAGAUGUUGGACGAGAACUUACCAGAAGACUUUAAAGGAACUCGUAAGCCUAAAGAUAAACCAUAUGUGACUCGCACAAAAAUCUUCCUAGAAGAGAAAGGUAUUAAUCAAUUCGAAAUUCUCCCGUUGGACUGGAUGAUGGUCCGGCACUAUAGCGGUAUGCCGUUGUACAUGCAUCGACCUACGCGGGUUUGCACUCUGUCGAAACCAUAUUUUCUUGGAAAGGGUAACACUAGGCGACACGAUAUUCCCAUCAGCGCCAUUCCUUGUCUAGCUUAUAGACGCGCUUUGGAAGAGGAGGAGAAGCAGAAAGAAAUAGAUCGUCGAGUCGAGGAACAGAUUAAAAAUAAAACAUGGGCCAGAGAAGUCGAAAACGCGGAAUCCGAGAUUAAAGCUGUAGACCCUCCUAACGACCGCGAGGUUACGAAAGAAAGCACCGCAACAUCCGCUCCUGGAGGCAAAUGUCCGUUCAGUCACAUGAACGGGACGAGCGACGAUGUCUCGAAGGACGGCCCGACCGUGACCCCAGCUCUAGCCUACGAGGAAUCGACCGACGAUCGGCAGCCCAAAUCGACGGACGAACAGCAGACCGAACCGUCGGACGAACAGCAGCAAAUACGGAUUCUAGACACGAUCAAAGAGGAAAACGACUUGGAAGUGACCGAAAGCGAAAUGAGCGAGAUGGCAGUUCCGAGUGACGCCGGCGAGGGCAGCUCGGUGGCGGCGGCGGCGGCGGCGGCGGCGGCGGCGGCGGCGGCGGGGCGCGCCGUGCAGCUGCCGGACGGGCGCGUGAUGCCGGCGCCGCGCGUGGAGUCCGUCGACACGAGCUGGAAGACCCAGCACCUCACGGCCGAGCAGAUUCACGCCUACUGCAAAUCGCUUUUCAAGUUUAAGACCGUCAAUUUUAUGCAUUUUAACCGUUGGGCGGAUCGACGUAAGUACACGAAGGCGAGGAAGGCUCUGCAGUAUCCGAAGCUGCCCGAGGGGACGAAGCUGAUCACCAUACCGGCGACCAGCUCCGGACAAGAGAACGGCGCGGGCGGCAAGGCGAAGCGCGACUGGGUGAUGAACAUGAACGGCUGCAGCUACCUGUCGGAGUUCCACGAGUACGUGUGCCGCGCGCUGCAGAAGCAGCCCGUGUACGAGUACAAGCAGCUGGAGAACGCGUCGUCGCCGUACCAGGCCACGGUGUACAUCGGCGGCAUGCAGUACGGCGUGGGCCACGGCUCCAGCAAGCGCCAGGCCAAGUACGCCGCCGCGCGGGCCUCCAUCCAGACGCUCAUCCCCGAGAUGCGCCAGUACCUGGAGCCCGAGCAGGCGGCCUGCGCCAAGGACCCGAAGGAGCCCGACUUCAGCUUCUUUGACUACGUGGGUAUCGAGGAUCCGCGCAUCGCGGAGUUCUGUGCGGCGACCUGCGAGCCCUCUCCGCACGCCAUACUGCUCACUUGUCUGCUGAGGAACUUCGGCGCCGGCGACUGGCACGUCAACACUGAGAUGAAGAAGCUGGAGUAUCAGAAAAUCGAGCUGACGAUGCGCGUGGGCAAGCACACCGCUACCGUCGUGUGCAAGAACAAGAAGACCGCCAAGCAGCGCGCCUCGCAGGCCAUCCUGCAGGCGCUUCAUCCUCACGUGCGCUCGUGGGGCUCGCUGCUGCGCCUGUACGGGUCGCGCUCCGUUAAGAGCUGUAAGGAGAAGAAGCUGGAGGAGCAGCAGAUCACGCUACUGCAGGACAAGGCGCGGCACAACGAGCCCAACUACGCCGUGCUUGAGAAGCUGCGCAACGAGAUGCGCAAGCUGCGCGAACGGGACGAGUCCGUCGUGCCCAUCGGCACGCUGCUGCUGGCCGACCACCUGCCGUCGCAUUCCGCCUCCAACCUCAACAACGUGGACUUGUAGCCUGGAGCGGUGGCUGACGCUCCGAAGUUUACACCACACGGCUCCAAUAUACCCCACGCAUUUAACCCCGGAGCUUCGGAGAAAUCUUAAACAGAUCUCAAAUCUAUCGAAAGGUGCUAAUUACGCCACGAAAUAUGACUGAUGAGCUAUGUAUAAAGUUUAAAAGGCACUUAAAAAAAACAAUAAUAAAUUGAUAUUUUUCGCAUAUAACAAAUAUAUCGAUAUGAGUUAUUUACCGUAUCGUGUCGAUGUAUAGGAUUAUUUAUAUCGACUGAAAUAGUAAGUAGGCGCGGUAUGUUGAAAAUGUCAAACAUUGAAAAUUGUACAAAAGUGUGGGGCCUGUAACGUACACUAUACGACAUUUAAUAUAAAAAGCAUGUAUUGUACCGUUUACAUUUCGUAAGUUAAUGUUCUUUGUGAGAUCUCCGUUCGGAUAUCGAAAGCGCACAAAAUCUUCGAUUUAGUAGACAUAAGAAUUAAAAUGUGAAAAUUUAACUUGAUAGACUUGUAAUUUGAA
Molecule: messenger RNA, 2956 nt
Organism: Vanessa tameamea
Lineage: Eukaryota; Metazoa; Arthropoda; Insecta; Lepidoptera; Nymphalidae
Gene: pasha
Product: microprocessor complex subunit DGCR8
Exons: 10
Coding region: 250-2439 (729 amino acids)
Biological process (GO): primary miRNA processing
Cellular component (GO): microprocessor complex
Molecular function (GO): identical protein binding; heme binding; double-stranded RNA binding
Source: RefSeq, a predicted model, not a curated record